Messenger RNA from Capsella rubella, 800 nucleotides. RefSeq names its product NAD(P)H-quinone oxidoreductase subunit O, chloroplastic. NCBI's taxonomy places the organism in Eukaryota, Viridiplantae, Streptophyta, Magnoliopsida, Brassicales, Brassicaceae. The record is from RefSeq and is a predicted model, not a curated record. The transcript is spliced from 6 exons. Gene Ontology annotation, molecular function: oxidoreductase activity, acting on NAD(P)H, quinone or similar compound as acceptor. Gene Ontology annotation, cellular component: plasma membrane. The coding region runs from base 56 to 535 and encodes 159 amino acids.
UUGCGGUCUUAUCCCAAACUCCAAAGAACACAGAAAAUUUUCUUGGUGGUCUCCAAUGGCUUUCUCAGCGACUCUGUCUCAGCUUUCCUCUCUCUCUACCAUCUCCUCUUCAUUACCAUUUUCUUCUAGAAGAUUCCCUCUUCGAUCUCUACCUCAAUUCUCAGUCAAAGCAGAAGCAGAGAAAGAGAAACAGAGCACACAGGCCAAGUCGGAAGGGGAAGCAUCACCAGCUGCUGCAACCAAAACCCCUAAAACGCUUCCCAAGAAACCGGUUUACUCGAUGAAAAAGGGUCAAAUCGUUCGUGUGGACAAAGAGAAGUACCUCAACAGCAUCAAUUACUUAUCAGUUGGACAUCCUCCUUUUUACAAAGGACUUGAUUACAUCUAUGAAGACCGGGGUGAGGUCUUGGACCUUCGUGUUUUUGAGACAGGGGAGUAUGCACUUGUUGGAUGGGUUGGUAUCCCGACUGCACCAGCUUGGCUACCAACAGAUAUGUUAAUCAAGUCUGAGAAACUUGUUUACGAGCGAAUGUAAACUCCACAAGCUUCCAAGAAGAAUCCCUUGGAAUGAAAAUGAUAUGAAGGUUGUCUGUCAAGCUGAGAUAAACGUUAACAAUAGUACCAUCGUCAUGAUCAUGUCUUCAAGUGUUUGAGAAAAGAUCAAAAUUACCUACAAAAACUGCUCUGGAAUGUAAAGAUUUAAGAAUGCAGCCUUAGUAGAUGGCUUCCUUAACCAAUCCAGUUCACACCCUUUGUUCUAUUCUUUUAUUAUCCACUAUUUCAUCUUCUUUCAGCAACCA